Messenger RNA from Ctenocephalides felis (cat flea), 1196 nucleotides. Its product is annotated as tRNA (guanine-N(7)-)-methyltransferase non-catalytic subunit wuho-like. Gene Ontology annotation, cellular component: cytosol; tRNA methyltransferase complex; nucleus. Lineage: Eukaryota; Metazoa; Arthropoda; Insecta; Siphonaptera; Pulicidae. The record is from RefSeq and is a predicted model, not a curated record. The transcript is spliced from 2 exons. Gene Ontology annotation, biological process: RNA (guanine-N7)-methylation. The coding region runs from base 144 to 1196 and encodes 350 amino acids. Gene Ontology annotation, molecular function: tRNA (guanine(46)-N7)-methyltransferase activity; protein binding.
UAAUGUAUAAAAUAAUUUAAAUAUAGUAAAUUUUAUGUUUAAACUAUUUAUUAAAAUAAGUGACAUUUGGAAUGGAAGUUGCUAAUGAGCACUUUGAAUAAGUUAGAAUAACAGUACGUAGUGCAUUAGAUAUUCUAUAAAAGAUGGCUGUUUUGGAAUUGAAACGCACUAAUUUACUUAUUGGUGUAAAUGAUACGAUUCUCAUUCACAAUUUAGCUGAAAGUACUACUACAGAUAUAAAAAUAGUCCAGUCAAAUCCCAAAAUCAAAGAAAACAUUUGCAUGGUAGCAUUCUCAAAAACAUGUGAAUACUUUGCAAUUGUGACUGAUCAAAAAGUAUUGCACAUUUAUUUCAAAACAGAUUCUUAUGAUUGCAUUGAAACAUAUUCAAUGUCGAGAGCAGCCAGUGCUAUGAAAUUUUCAGAAAAUUGCAAUAAGUUAGUUAUAGCAGAUAAAACAGGAGAUGUGUAUCUUGCAGAAAAAAAAAAUAAAUGGCAUCCAAAAUUAAUUUUGGGACAUCUUAGCAUGUUGCUAGAUGUCUUAUUAACACCAGAUGAUAAAUGCAUUAUAUCAUGUGAUAGAGAUGAGAAAAUUAGAGUUUCUGCUUAUCCCGAUACUUUUAAUAUUGUAGCUUAUUGUCUUGGACAUGAAGAAUUUGUAUCUUCAUUAGAUAUAUUGACUGAACAUCCAGAUAUAUUAUUUUCCGCAUCAGGUGAUGCUACUAUAAGAGCAUGGCAUUAUCUCACAGGGCAACAACUUCUUUGUGUUAAAUUAUCAACUGCUAUAAUAUCAAUGAAAGUAAAUGUGAUUGGUGAAAAAAUUAUAGCAAUUGCUUUAUUGUAUAAAUCUUGCGAUGUUAACAUUUGCAGCAUAUCAUUUACAGCUGCAAAUUUUAUGGAAUGUAAUAUUCUACAAACAAUAAAAUUACCAGCAGAAGCAACUAAAUUCACUUCGUAUGAAAAAAACUUAUACUUCUUAGGAAACAAUUAUUUAGUUCAAUAUUGUUUUGAUCCAGAGAAAAUGCUAUACAUUAAAGUUGAAAAUGUUGCAUGUCCUAUGGUUCAAGAAAUAGUAACUCAAAACAAAUGUGCAGAUUUGCAUAGUUUUACUGCUAGUUUAUUCAAGAAGCAAUAUAAUAAUGUUGAAGAAUAUCAUAAAAGGAAGCAAAUGAGAAUGAAUAAAGAUCUUACAUUAUAG